GCCAUUGCUUCAACAUUCCCACAUCUGUCACUCUGUCUGUCUGUCCAUUUUUUCUUCCAACCAUUUCCCCUUUUUAGAUAGAUAGCAAUCCAACUACAAUUUCAUCUCUCUCUCUCAUCUUUCGUUUCCAUUUCCAUUAAUGGAUGAUUAUAAUUUACAUCCUAAAGCAUCUUUGUCUGUGAAAGACGAAGCAAUAAUGCUCAUUCACUCAGACCAGUACGCCGGUGGAAGCGGUGGUGGCGUUGAUGGGUUUAGUUCCUCUCCGGCGACUGGCCAGGGUAGUUUUGUUAGUGAUACGGCGCCGCCGUUUAUCAGGAAAACAUUCGAAAUGGUUGAGGAUAAAGAAACAGACGGAAUAAUCUCAUGGAGUUCUUCACUCAAGAGUUUCAUUGUUUGGGAUCCUUUUCAAUUCUCACGCAAUCUUCUCCCUACUUAUUUCAAGCACAACAACUUCUCUUCCUUCAUUCGCCAACUCAAUACCUAUGGUUUCAAGAAGGUUGAUUCGGACAGAUGGGAAUUUGCGAAUGAAGGGUUUCAAGGAGGAAAGAAGCAACUAUUGAAAAACAUCAAGAGAAGGAAGCAGCAUCAACAGCAAUCAGAGCUUACUAUAAAGGAGCUAAGGAAGGAUCAAACUGAAUUGAAGAUGGAAGUAUUGAAGAUGAAAGAGGAGCAAGAGAUGGCUAAUAUCAAUCUGGCUAAAGUGGGAGAUAGGAUUAAGAAUUGUGAAUACAAACAACAAAAGACUUUCUUAUUCAUGGCCAAAGCAUUCGCUAGCCCGGUCUUUCUUCGUCAAAUAGUGCAUAAUCUGAGACAGAUAAGAACACAGAAGAUGAUGAUGAUAGAUGAUGAGGCGAAAAUGGUCAGAAAGAAACGGAAAUUGAUUGAUCAAGAAGAAGAGGAACUGAAGAACAUGGAGCAUGAAGUGCAGAUACUUUCAUAUGAUUCAAUGGAUGGAGGAGAAGGAGAAGGAAGUACUAGUGAAAAUAACAGUGAAUACAUUCUGUGGGAGAAAUUACUUGAAGAUGAUAUGAUCAUAUGUGAAAAUAAGAAGGAUAAUGAAGAAGAAAAAGAAGCAGCUGACAUUAGUAUUGUUCGGGAAUUGGAGGAUUUGAUUAUCCACCCCAAUGGAUUUUGAAUUGUCUAGGCUAGACUGUGCUUUGUUUGUUUGUUAGUUAGUUACAUGUUAAUAUUAAUACCUGUCUCUGUCUUUUUUUUAACACCCAUGUAUAUAUAAGUUACUACAUAAUUCAGUUUCAGUUGUAAGCCCAGUUUGUUCAGUGUUAUGUUGGAGACUAUUCCUGCCACAAAUCUAUGUUUUUUUUUCUUUC
Messenger RNA from Impatiens glandulifera, 1328 nucleotides. RefSeq names its product heat stress transcription factor A-7a-like. Gene Ontology annotation, molecular function: RNA polymerase II cis-regulatory region sequence-specific DNA binding; DNA-binding transcription factor activity. Bases 140 to 1135 code for a protein of 331 amino acids. Lineage: Eukaryota; Viridiplantae; Streptophyta; Magnoliopsida; Ericales; Balsaminaceae. The record is from RefSeq and is a predicted model, not a curated record. Gene Ontology annotation, cellular component: nucleus. Gene Ontology annotation, biological process: regulation of transcription by RNA polymerase II. The transcript has 2 exons.